UCAGCCUCCGCCGGAGAGGACAAGCCGCUCUGACACUUUGAGCUUACUUUUGUCUUUGGCAAGACAGCAACAUGUCGGAGACUGCUCCAGUGGCUCCUACCACUCCUGCACCCGCGGAAAAAACACCUGUGAAGAAGAAGGUGAAGAAAGCAGGCGCAGCGGCUGGAAAACGCAAGGCAUCGGGACCCCCAGUGUCUGAGCUCAUCACCAAGGCAGUGGCAGCUUCCAAGGAGCGCAGCGGCGUUUCUCUUGCCGCGCUUAAAAAAGCGCUUGCGGCUGCCGGAUACGAUGUAGAGAAAAACAACAGCCGCAUCAAGCUUGGCCUCAAAAGUUUGGUGAGCAAAGGCACCCUGGUGCAGACUAAAGGCACUGGUGCUUCUGGCUCCUUCAAACUCAACAAGAAGGCGGCUUCCGGGGAAGCUAAGCCUAAGGCUAAGAAGGCUGGUGCUGCCAAGCCUAAGAAGCCCGCAGGGGCAGCCAAGAAAGCCAAGAAGGCGACUGGUGCCGUUACCCCCAAGAAAAGCGUCAAGAAGACCCCUAAGAAAGCAAGAAAGGGGGCAACAGCUGCUGGGACCAAGAAAGCUGCCAAGAGUGCGAAAAAGGUGAAAACAUCACAGCCGAAGAAAGCUGCCAAGAGUCCGGCCAAGGCCAAAGUUCCUAAACCCAAGGCAGCCAAGCCUAAAGCGGCGAAGCCGAAGGUUACAAAGGCGAAGAAGGCGGCUCCGAAGAAAAAGUGAAACUGGCGGGACGUUCCUCUGAAAAUUUAAACGGCUCUUUUCAGAGCCACCUAGAGAUCUCAGUAAAAAGAGCUGUAACUUGUUUUCUUAGAGGAACGGGGUGGUGUGGGAAUGGCGGACGGGUCUACCCUAGUCAAUGCAAGUUGGGGUUCAAGUAAGCUCACCGUUCCCUGCAGCCUGGGUGCGAAGAUCCUCCCGCCACAGCCACCGGAGUAGCUAUGGCUACUUGAGCCACUACCCCCAGGUUUUUCUUUAAAUUCCCGCCCUGGUGUGUGAUUGGCUAGCUGAUUUCUCUUAAAGCGAGGCGCCUAAAAGUGGCUUGUAACGAUUUUACUCCUGGUACCAGUGAUAUGGUUUAAAUGCUUUGCUUUACUUUAGUGUUGAGAUUACUUUUUGAGCUAUAGCCCUUCUGGUUUUGAGCAGGACGUUGCCUGCGAAGGGUUCCUGCGGCCCACGAUCUUGUGUAACCAAUCGUUGGCGAUGGUCAGCUGUAGGUGGCGCCAAAUGCCCGUCUUUUCGCAGGCUUUGUUACCCGCUCCCGAAUCUGGGGUUCCGGCCGUCAGGUAAGUUGUUGGAAACGCAUUUUGGGGCCGGGCGCGGUAGCUCAUG
Cebus imitator (Panamanian white-faced capuchin) is the source of this 1346-nucleotide messenger RNA. It is a transcript of the gene H1-3, whose product is annotated as H1.3 linker histone, cluster member. Lineage: Eukaryota; Metazoa; Chordata; Mammalia; Primates; Cebidae. Gene Ontology annotation, molecular function: DNA binding; structural constituent of chromatin. Bases 72 to 737 code for a protein of 221 amino acids. Gene Ontology annotation, cellular component: nucleosome. Gene Ontology annotation, biological process: nucleosome assembly. The transcript has a single exon. The record is from RefSeq and is a predicted model, not a curated record.